Messenger RNA from Babjeviella inositovora NRRL Y-12698, 471 nucleotides. It is a transcript of the gene SPC19, whose product is annotated as Spc19p. Bases 1 to 471 code for a protein of 156 amino acids. The transcript has a single exon. Gene Ontology annotation, cellular component: DASH complex; spindle microtubule. The record is from RefSeq and is a predicted model, not a curated record. Gene Ontology annotation, biological process: attachment of spindle microtubules to kinetochore. NCBI's taxonomy places the organism in Eukaryota, Fungi, Ascomycota, Pichiomycetes, Serinales.
AUGUCGUUCGACGCGUUAUCCAGCUGCAUCACCACCUUGCAGUCAUCUGCCCACCUGUUGCAGAACUCCCUUGAUGUUUUGGACGGUACCACUCAUGACAUGUUGCGCUUGUCCGCAGUGCUCAAUAAAAAGACCUUUUUCCAAGUGAAGCCACAGUGCGACAUCGACGACAUCAAAAAAAACCUCUCUGCAGAAAUCACCCCCAAGAUCUCCACCACGUUGGCAAAACUUGAAAACGAACUCAGCCGUUUACAGCGCAAAAAGAUCAAUCUCAUCAAUAAGGCAGACUUGCAGCAGAUCCGCAUCGAAAACCUCAGCUCGUACAAGUCAGCCAAGAAGCCAUCAAAGGUCGUCAAGGGCAGCGAUCUCCAGGUCUCCCGGUUAAAGUUCCUCCAGAACAAGAAAGACCGCUUGAAGUACAGCUUAAACCGCUUAACGAGGCGAAGUCCUAACCCAGACGGGAAUUCGUAA